Orycteropus afer afer is the source of this 522-nucleotide messenger RNA. It is a transcript of the gene RBBP9, whose product is annotated as RB binding protein 9, serine hydrolase. Lineage: Eukaryota; Metazoa; Chordata; Mammalia; Tubulidentata; Orycteropodidae. Gene Ontology annotation, molecular function: hydrolase activity. The record is from RefSeq and is a predicted model, not a curated record.
AUGGCUUCUCCUAGCAAGGCAGUUAUUGUUCCCGGGAACGGUGGUGGGGAUGUGGCCACUCACGGCUGGUAUGGCUGGGUGAAAAAGAGGUUGGAACAGAUACCUGGUUUCCAGUGUUUGGCUAAGAACAUGCCCGACCCAAUUACAGCUCGAGAGAGCAUCUGGUUGCCCUUCAUGGAGACGGAGCUCCAAUGUGAUGAGAAGACCAUCAUCAUAGGCCACAGUUCUGGGGCCAUUGCUGCCAUGAGGUACGCAGAAACACAUCCGGUAUAUGCUAUUGUAUUAGUGUCUGCAUACACAUCAGAUUUGGGGGAUGAAAAUGAGCGUGCAAGUGGAUACUUCAACCGCCCGUGGAAAUGGGAAAAGAUCAAGGCCAACUGCCCUCACAUUGUGCAGUUUGGAUCCACUGAUGAUCCUUUCCUUCCCUGGGAGGAACAACAAGAAGUUGCUGAUAGUUGGAAGCCAAAUUGUACAAAUUCAGUAACUGUGGCCACUUUCAGAACACGGAGUUUCAUGAACUGA